Messenger RNA from Venustampulla echinocandica, 1503 nucleotides. RefSeq lists its product as uncharacterized. Gene Ontology annotation, cellular component: membrane. Lineage: Eukaryota; Fungi; Ascomycota; Leotiomycetes; Helotiales; Pleuroascaceae. Gene Ontology annotation, biological process: transmembrane transport. The coding region runs from base 1 to 1503 and encodes 500 amino acids. The record is from RefSeq and is a predicted model, not a curated record. The transcript has 3 exons. Gene Ontology annotation, molecular function: transmembrane transporter activity.
AUGCCCCUCGAAGUCAUCCCACCCCAGGCCGACGAAAAAGGCACAUCCACAGCAACACCUCCAAACAAAACAACCGCAAGAUCUGACAUUAGAAGCAUCCAAGACCUCGACAGCUUAACCGCCCUAGGCUACACCCCGGAACUGCGACGGAACCGUUCCCUCUUCACCCUACUAUUCCAAACGCUCGCCAUCGCGGCUAUUCCCUAUGGCGAGGGCAGUCCGCUCCUCGUAGCCAUUUAUGGCGGCGGCCAACUAUCUAUCUUUGUGGGAUGGCUGGUUGUUCUUGUGCUCGAUGAAUGUGUCGCUCUCUCGUUGGGCGAGCUAGCGUCGAGAUAUCCGACGUCUGCUGGGCCAUACUAUUGGUCUUUCCAGAUCGCCAAGAGACACAAGACGGAAUUAUCUUUUAUCACGGGGUGGAUAUGGCUUAUAGGGAAUUGGACCAUCACCCUAUCCGUGAACUUCGGCUUCGCCUCGUUGAUAUCCGCCACGAUUACCAUGUUCCAUGAAGAUUUCACUGCCACGCCCUGGCAACUCCUCCUGAUCUUCUACGCAAUAUGUCUCAUCACACUCUUCAUCUGCACCUUUGGGAACCGCCUCCUCCCUAUGGUCGACACCAUCUGCGCCGGCUGGACAGCCAUUAGCAUCCUCAUCAUCCUCGUUGCCCUAUCCGUCAAGGCAGACGUCGGCCGCCACAGCGCAGCCUACACCUUGGGACACUACGACACCAGCCUCUCCGGCUGGGGCGGCUUCACCUUCUUCAUCGGCUUGUUACCAGCAGCCUACACAUUCUCGGCCAUCGGCAUGAUCUCCUCCAUGGCCGAAGAAGUAUCCGACCCAGCCCUCAAAGUCCCGCUCGCAAUGUCCCUCUGCAUCCCAACCGGCGGCCUCGCAGGCCUCUUCUUCAUCAUCCCCAUAUGCGCCACGCUGCCACCGCUGGAAGCCAUCGUGUCAGCGCCCUCGGGACAAGCCCUCCCAUAUAUAUUCCACGCCGUGAUGGGCAGCCGCGGCGGCGGUCUCGGACUCACGCUUCUAGUCCUGGGUGUCACCAUGUUCUGCAGCAUCAGCAUCACGGUGGCCGCGUCACGCUGCACCUGGGCAUUCGCGCGCGACGACGCCAUUCCCGGCGCAGCGCUCUUCUCCACGGUAAACGAAACGCUCAAUGCCCCGGUAUACGCCCUGCUGCUCGUCACAGCCGUGCAAAUGGCACUCGGGCUCAUCAACCUCGGGAGCAGCAGCGCCUUCACGGCGUUCAUCUCGGUGGGCGUCAUCGCCCUAGCGGUCUCAUACGCGAUCCCCAUCGCCAUAUCCCUCCUCUGGGACAGACGAAGGGAGGUGAGCCAAGCACGCUGGAAUUGCGGAUCGCUCGUUGGAACGUUGGUUAACGUGUCUACCGCGGCCCACCAGCCUCCGACGGUCUCUCAUAAGCGCACAGAAAACAGACCCCCUCGCAUAUCUGAUCUCCUGCUCAGAAAAUCCUCAUACCCAGGGGAUCACUUUAUAUAG